Messenger RNA from Plasmodium yoelii, 936 nucleotides. Its product is annotated as PIR protein. The record is from RefSeq and is a predicted model, not a curated record. NCBI's taxonomy places the organism in Eukaryota, Apicomplexa, Aconoidasida, Haemosporida, Plasmodiidae. The coding region runs from base 1 to 936 and encodes 311 amino acids. The transcript has 3 exons.
AUGGAUAAAACCCUGUGUGAACAGUUUGAUACAUUGAGAAACUAUUUACCCGAUGACUUAAGCAAAGCUGCAACUAGUGAUAUUAAUAAUUUAGAGAACAUUAAGUAUUACUGCUCUAAUGAAGAAUCAGAGGAAAAAGAAUGUGAGACUGAGUUCGAUAAAAUUAAGGCUGGAUGUUUAUGGUUGUUUGAGCAAUUGUUUGUGAAAAAUGGAAAAAAUAUCAAUAUUGUUCAAUACAUUAUCAUAUGGUUAAGUUAUAAACUAAAUCAAAAGACGUAUAACGGAAUCAACAAUUUAAAUGAUUUUUAUAAUAAAUGUAUAAAAGAUAAUAGGCAUUAUACUAAUUGUAAACAAGGUAAUCAAAAUUGUAGUACGUCAUUAAAUAGUAAUACAGGAUAUAACAAUUAUAAGGAAAUCAUAAAUGGAAGAAAGAAUUUGUUGAGUACUAAUAUUAAAAAUAUGUCUAAAAUUUAUGAUGCAUUUAAACCAUUAUGUAACAUGUAUACUGAAAUUGUUGGAAGCAACAUAAUAUCUGAUAAAUCUAUACAAAAUGCUAAAAAAUUUGUUGAAAAAUAUAAUGAACUUAAUAAAGAUUCUGGUAACACUGAAGAUGACGCCUAUUGUCAAGUAUUGUCUACAUUAUUAAAUGAUUAUAAUAAUUUAAAAGAGUAUUGUGAUAGUAAUAACAUUGAUUGUAGCAAUAUUACAUUUCUUACAUCGACAAAAACAGAAGGAAAUGGUGUGCAAAGUUCUGAAGAGAGUUCUGGACCGAGUUCUGAAGUUACAUCAUCAAGUUCGUCGAUAACAAGCAAAUUAAUUCCAGUUUUAUUGAUACUUGGUGCAAUACCAAUUUUUUUGGGAAUUGCUUAUAAGUAUUCAUUAUUUGGAUUUCGGAAAAGAGUUCAAAAACAUUUAAGAGAAAAGAUAAAAAAAUAA